Metopolophium dirhodum (rose-grain aphid) is the source of this 1128-nucleotide messenger RNA. RefSeq lists its product as uncharacterized. The transcript has a single exon. The record is from RefSeq and is a predicted model, not a curated record. Lineage: Eukaryota; Metazoa; Arthropoda; Insecta; Hemiptera; Aphididae. Bases 1 to 1128 code for a protein of 375 amino acids.
AUGAACAAAUUCUGGGACAUUGAAGAACCUGAGGCGGCUCCAGAUGAGUUCACUGAUGAAGGAAAGUGUGAGUCCAUAUUCAGGAAUGAAUGUGUGCGGCUACCAUCUGGCCGUUUUUCCGUUCCUCUACCGUUUCGAGUCCCUGUUUUGCCAACAACAUUUGCUGGUUCUCGUUCAAUGGCAGUCAAGCGUUUUGAGUCAUUGGAGAAAAAGCUAUUGUCUAAUCCACAGCUGCAGACAUUAUAUACAAAUUUCAUGGACGACUAUUUUGCGUUAGAUCAUAUGUCAGUCGCGCCCACACCCGGUCAUUAUUUUAUCCCUCAUCAUGCAAUUUACAAGGCAUAUGAUGGUGACGCAAAGAUCCGUGUAGUGUUUGACGCGUCUGCGCGAUGUUCAGCCGGACCGUCAUUGAACAGUUGUCUGCUUCCAGGGAAGACGCUACAACAGGACAUAAUUGAUGUCCUAACGCGAUUUGGCAUUUACCCACAUGCGUUCACGGCGGACAUCUGCAAGAUGUACCGUCAAAUCCAGGUGCUACCAGAGUACCGCAAGUACCAGCACAUUCUGUGGCGAUCAUCUCCACAUGACCAGCUUGUCGAGUACCAGUUAAAUACCGUCACGUAUGGAGUGACGUGUGCACCGUUCCUGGCCAUACGCGUGCUACAGUCAAUUGCUGAAAAUGAUUGCGCCGACGCCGAUCAUGUCCGUGAUGCCUUACUGUACCAGACAUACGUCGACGACAUCUGCGUAGGAGCGGAUUCAGUUGAUGGUGCUUUGGAGUUCCAAUCGUCUUUACAGCGUAUUCUCGCAAAAUCUGGGCUUGAACUUAAAAAAUGGUCCAGCAACACUCAUGACAUUUUGUCGUCUGUGCCGGUAGCUGAUCGGGUAAGCACGCUGUUACCAUUCCACGAUUCCGAAAACGGAGGAACAAAGGUACUUGGAUUGCAAUGGAACCCCAACGAUGACUUUUUCAGCUGUGCGUUGCGCUUUCAACCAUCUCCAAUAUUCACUAAACGGGGCGUGCUGUCAAUGGUUUAUAUUCGACCCGUUGGGGUUAUUCGGCCCUACAAUUUUUUGGGCAAAAUGCAUCAUGCAACGGACUUGGCAACUAGGGUUGGCAUGGGAUGA